Molecule: messenger RNA, 1953 nt
Organism: Exophiala aquamarina CBS 119918
Lineage: Eukaryota; Fungi; Ascomycota; Eurotiomycetes; Chaetothyriales; Herpotrichiellaceae
Exons: 1
Coding region: 1-1953 (650 amino acids)
Biological process (GO): exocytosis
Cellular component (GO): Golgi to plasma membrane transport vesicle; cell tip
Molecular function (GO): guanyl-nucleotide exchange factor activity
Source: RefSeq, a predicted model, not a curated record
AUGGCUACCAUAAAUGCUGAGCCAGAGCAGGUACAGUCCGAUUCUCAUCCUUUGCAGCCUCACGAUGGCUCUCCAGAGACCUCGUUUCGCACCAUUGUUGAUCCGCGCACCGCAAGUACCGAUGAUCUCUCCAGAUCCGACUCCACUUCCUCCAGACAUCCCGAUCUCAAUAGUGAAGUUGCUACCUUGAGCGAUAAACUUAUAAGAGCCAUCAACCACCAAACAACGUUGGACGAUAGCCUCUCACAGACAAGACAAGAACUAGAAGCAUCAAGAGCAAGAAUAGCACAACUGGAAGCCGAGGCUAAAGCCCAUGAGGCCAAAAUCACCGGAGGGAUUCUGAUAACCAAACAAUCAGUCGAUGAACGAACAAACAAGCUGUCUGCGGAACUCGCCGAAGCGAAACGGCAAACCGCCCUAGUCCAGCAGGAGAAGAGAGGGAUCGAGUCUGAGCUCGAGAACUUAACUGCCUCGUUGUUUGACGAGGCAAACAAAAUGGUCGCCAGUGCCAAUAGAGAACGUGAAGCGACCGAGAGGAAGAACCAGCAACUGAGGGAUCAGAUUAUGGAUGGCGAGGCUGUAAUAUCUUCGCAAACUGAGCAGCUCACCGAAUUAAAGUCUCUGAUGCAACAAAUAGCCCCCAGUCCGGACUAUCGCAAAGAACUUGAGUCCCCUCGGGUCUCACUUGCUCCAUCAAGCCCCGGUGUAUCAAGGGAGGAUAGUAAUCUGGCCCGGCUACUUGAGGCAAUGAAUCUCUCGCCAACCAGCCUUGAACAUGGAGAAUUAAUUCCCAGCCCAUCUACACAAUUGACUCAUCUGGUCCGGCCUCUAUGUCGAACUGAUAUCCCAGCCUAUGACGACUUCAAAACUCUGAUCCAAAACUCUCAUUUCCGUUCCCACAAUCCUUCACACGCUCCUUCAAGAGCUGGCUCUGGCUCCUAUGCCGGUCUCAAUGUUAUGGGCCUCGGCUCCUUGAGCAAUAACUCGAGCUCAAAUCUAUCUCAGGUUUCUCAACUCCCCACAUCUAAACUCGCCAAUUCCCCCAACAUACCGGGUUCGUUCAGCCCAAACCCUGAGCAGCCAAAAGGUCCUAUUCCACUUAAAGACAGCAAAUUCUAUAAACGCAUUCUGGUUGAAGAUAUCGAGCCAACUCUCCGGCUGGAUCUAUCGCCUACUCUCUCGUGGCUCAAUCGUCGGAGUAUUCUAUCUGCCUUCGGUGAUUCGACGCUCAUUGUAGAACCAAUCCCAGAAGCAUCCUUGAAACUCUAUGGCAAAUAUACACCUUGUGCAUUGUGCGGUGAAAACCGAAAACAAGGUGAAAACGCCAGGACGCAUGCGAUGCGUCUGCGUGAGGGCGAAGGAGCUACCAAAUGGUCCAUUUGCUGCCUCUGCCUUACUAAAGUCAGGGGCGUCGGUGAUUUAGUGGCCUAUGUGCGAAUGGUUCGCGAAGGCGUUGUCAAGAUUGGGGAUCAAAAGGAUGAAGAGGAGGCUUGGGAGGAAUUGGUACGGUUGAGGGAAAGGCUUUUCUGGGCGCGCAUGGCGGGAGGAGUCGUUCCUGCGUUUCUUCCCACCCCGAAGCAAACACCUGUAGAUGAUCCGGGCGAGGGUGAGAAGGAAGACAGCACUUCUGAUUCUCGACCCGCCCUAACUCCCAACGAAGCGACUACACCUCCAGAAAUAACAAGUCACGAGGGUACAGAAUCUGACAAAGACGAGACUUCUUCCGAAAAGGCUGCGCAUUUGCAACUUCAGCAAGGGCUUGACGAGUCAUUAACAACAUUUGAAAAUGUCAGAGAUAAGCGCAUUAGCACGCCCCCGACCACCCCCAGUCCGCGGAGGACAAGGGAUACAGGCAACGAGUCCGCCUCGAAAGAGGGAUACGCCUUCCCGAAGAUCAACAUUCCACGCUUGCCUCCAGGCUUUUGGGACACACAGGUUAACACGUUACAUUAG